CUCUUACUUGACCGAACUAAAACACCGGCUACACACGUCUCGGGGAGGCAGAAUGCAACUCACCAUUCACAUGUAAUAUCGACUUUUAUCGGGGUUUUAAACUUUCAAUCACCGCUGCAGUGGUGUGGAACAGAAUCAUAAGUCCAGUGUAAUACACCGAGGUCAAGUCCGAGUUAGACUGAUCAUCCAGGGGGAACUUUUAGCGCUGUUUGUAUCCACUAGUGCAUCAUUAGCUAAGCGAAAGGAAACAAUAAACUCAAGCUAAAUCAUCAAUAAGCCUGUUUUCUUUUACUCUCACGCGGGUCUUUUUGCUUUGAUCGACAUGGCUGCAAAUCCACCAGGACAAGCCUUUCCAAACAAGGCACGGGUGGCAAUCCUUGUUGAGCUAGAUAAGGAGAAGAGACGGCUGUUGCAGAGUCAAUCCAUGCACACUCCUGGAGCCAGCAUCUCGCUGUCCAGACCGAGUCUAAAGGAUUUCAGAGACAAUGCAGAGCAGCAACACAUCGCUGCCCAGCAGAAAGCUGCUUUGCAGCAUGCCCACACACACUCAACCGGCUUCUUCAUCACACAGGACUCCUCUUUCGGGAACCUCAUCCUCCCUGUCAUUCCUCGCCUGAGUCCUGAGCCUGAGUCUUGAGCUUUUUGUUUUUUACCUUUGCUCUUCCCUGCACCUCCUGCCCUGCGUCAGCCAAAAGCUUUGAAACAAACCAUGUGCACAUAAGACUCUUGUCUCCUCCACUUUCAUCUUUUCAGUCUCUGACUAAUGGACAGUCGUUUGUCAUGUUGUAAACAAUCGCAGGGAAGUGUGAAUUCACUUUACAUUUCCCAGAUUAGCAAACGGACCGUUGAAUAAAGCUCUCGAAACAGUUGGAAGAAGAUUCCAGAUAGCUAUGGAUCACCCUGUGAAGUAUUCUAGGGGGUUAAAACAGACUCUUCACAUCUACUGGAUAUCCUACCGUUGCUUGUCUCUGCAGUGCUCACAUGACUAGCCAUAAGGUGCACAUUUUUGACUUUUUCUCAUUUUGCAAAGACUUUGUAAAAACAUAAUAAAUUGUUACAUUUAA
Molecule: messenger RNA, 1064 nt
Organism: Notolabrus celidotus (New Zealand spotty)
Lineage: Eukaryota; Metazoa; Chordata; Actinopteri; Labriformes; Labridae
Gene: inip
Product: ints3 and nabp interacting protein
Exons: 4
Coding region: 323-637 (104 amino acids)
Biological process (GO): DNA repair
Cellular component (GO): nucleoplasm; nucleus; SOSS complex
Source: RefSeq, a predicted model, not a curated record